This is a messenger RNA of Colletotrichum karsti, 636 nucleotides long. RefSeq lists its product as uncharacterized. The record is from RefSeq and is a predicted model, not a curated record. The transcript has a single exon. Lineage: Eukaryota; Fungi; Ascomycota; Sordariomycetes; Glomerellales; Glomerellaceae. The coding region runs from base 1 to 636 and encodes 211 amino acids.
AUGACUCCCAUCAAUCCAGCCCAGCUUCCUCUUGAAGAUCAACUAAUUCACCUCCGCAAAGUCUUAUCUACCAACUCCACCCUCAUCACGGUCCUCACCCGCGCCGCCACCCUCGACCUGCCAAACUGGUACCUUGCCGCCGGAGCCGUCUCUCAGACAAUCUGGAACUUCAUGAGCGGCAAGCCCGCAGACACAGGCAUUCACGACUACGAUCUCGUCUACUUCGACGACUCGGACCUGUCAUGGGAGGCCGAGGAUAAGGUCAUCCAGGCCGGGAACAAGCUGUUCGCAGACAUACCCGUCGAAGUCGAGAUUCGAAAUCAGGCGAGGGUGCAUCUAUGGUUUGAAGAGAGGUUCGGGACCCGAUGUCCGCCUCACAAGUCGACGGAGGCGGGGAUCGAUACUUGGAUCUCGACGACCGCGAUGAUUGGUGUGCGACUGGUGGAUGACGGGGAAUGGAAAGUGUAUGCGCCGAGAGGACUGUCUGACUUCUUCAAUAUGGUGGUGAGGCCACAUCCUCAGCUUGGGACGAGAGAGGCGUAUGAGAAGAAAGCCAGAAGGUGGCUUGAGAUAUGGGAGGAUCUCACGGUGAUGCCUUGGACUGAAAAGGAGGUGCCUUUCAAGCUCAAGCCAUGA